Messenger RNA from Anopheles coluzzii, 249 nucleotides. RefSeq names its product NADH dehydrogenase [ubiquinone] 1 beta subcomplex subunit 1 (gene ND-MNLL). The transcript has a single exon. The coding region runs from base 1 to 168 and encodes 55 amino acids. Gene Ontology annotation, cellular component: mitochondrion. Lineage: Eukaryota; Metazoa; Arthropoda; Insecta; Diptera; Culicidae. The record is from RefSeq and is a predicted model, not a curated record.
AUGUUCGGGCUGAACCGUCAGUAUCUGUGGAGUGUGGUGCCGCUGUUCGGGUUCGGCGUCGGCUGGUUCCUCGACCGGAAGGAAACGGAACGCAUGACCAUGUUCCGCGACAAGAGUGCCCUGUACGGCCGCACGCUGAAGGAGGGCGAGAAGCCAUCGUGGCCUUAGGCGGGCAGCCGGAGAGCGAAAGAGAGCGAUUGAAGUACCCCCCUUCUAGAGAGCGAAAUACAUUGAUGUUGUGAACUCGGA